AUCACAUAACAUUCACAUGGGUAUUAAGAGACAUCAGUGUGAAAUAUGUGAUAAAAUGUUUUUGCAAAGCAGUGCUCUUAAACGCCAUAUGACCAUUCACACUUGCGAUAAAAUGUCUAAGUGUGAAAUAUGUGACAAAUCACAUUCUCGAGGUGAUUCCAUUAAAAAGCAUAUGUUGAGUCACAAUGAUAUGGACGGUUCCAGCUCGGAUAUUGUUUACAUGUGGAUAAUGUUGGACAACAUUUGUCUUAAUGACCACAUAAACUGGCUACUGGGCACAGGACCUUGUAAAUGUUGUGGCAAGUCGAAACGUGACAGGAAAUUGAUCGUAAUGCAGAAAUGUGUAGGGAGUGCAAGAAAGCGGGAAAUUGAUCGUAAAGCAGAAAUGUGUAGGGAGUGCAAGAAAGCGGACAUAUCCGCAUUCACACUGGUGAGAAGGAUUAUAAAUGUGAUAACUGUGACAAAAUUAACAUUUCUAAGUCCGUCUCAUCUUCAAAUGCACAUGGCAAUUCACACUGGUGUAAAGAAUUUUGCAUGCGAAAUAUGUUAUAAAUCAUUUAAUUUCAAAUGUAACCUUCAAAGGCAUAUGGCAAUUCACAGUGGAGAGAAAAACUAUAAAUGUGAAAUUUGUGAGAAAGCAUUUUCCCAAAGAAGCAACCUUACAGCACAUUUGAUAAUCCACACUGGUGAGAAGAAAUACAAAUGUGAAAUCUGUUCUAAAGUGUUUACCCAACGAGGUCAACUCAAGGCACAUGUUCCAGUUCAUGACGGUCAGAUGAUCCAUAGGUGUGAAAUUUGUUUUAGAACAUUUCUCUAUGCAAGCAAGCUGAAAAAACAUAUGAGCACAGCAAAUCACACUGGUGAGAAAAAGUUUACAUGUGGAAUUUGUGAAAAAUCAUUUCUUCUGAAACACCACCUUAGUACCCAUUUACGAAUACACACAGACGAGAAGAAUUUCACAUGUGGAGUUUGUGAUAAGUCAUUCCGAUUUAAAAGUAAUCUUAAAAGUCAUUUGAAAAUUCACACUGGCAGAAAGAACAAUGUAUGUGGGGUUUGUCAAAAAGCCUUUUAUGGAAUUUGUGAUCUCAGAAAACAUAUGGAGAUUCACAUUGGAACUAAGCAAUAUAAAUGUGAUCUAUGUGGUAAAUCAUUUGCUCAGAAUUCUGGACUUAGCAUGCACAUGACCAUUCACAUGGGUAUCAAGAGAUAUAAAUGUGAAAUAUGUGAAAAAAUGUUUUUGCAAAGCAGUGCUUUUAAAAGACAUAUGGCCAUUCACACUGGCGAUAAUAGGUAUAUGUGUGAAAUAUGUGACAAAUCAUAUUCUCGAAGUGAUUCCCUUAAAACGCAUAUGCUGAGUCACACUGGUUGGGGAAUGGCGAUUCACACCAGUGAGAAACAUUUUAGAUGUGAUACAUGUGAUAAAUCAUUUCCUUACCUUAGUGAACUGAAAAAACAUAUCCGCAUUCACACUGGUGAGAAGGAUUAUAAAUGUGAUAACUGUGACAAAGCAUUUCUAAGUCCGUCUCAUCUUCAAAGGCACAUGGCAAUUCACACUGGUGUAAAGAACUUUGCAUGCGAAAUAUGUUAUAAAUCAUUUAAUUUCAAAGGUAACCUUCAAAGGCAUAUGGCAAUUCACAGUGGAGAGAAAAAUCAUAAAUGUGAAAUUUGUGAGAAAGCAUUUACCCAAAGAAGCAACCUUACAGCACAUUUGAUAAUCCACACUGGUGAGAAGAAAUACAAAUGUGAAAUCUGGUCUAAAGUUUUUACCCAACGAGGUCAACUAAAGGCACAUGUUCCAAUUCAUGACGGUCAGAAGAUUCAUAGAUGUGAAAUUUGUUUUAGGACAUUUCUCUAUGCAAGCAAGCUGAAAAAAAACAUAUGAGCACAGCAAAUCACACUGGUGAGAAAAAGUUUAC
Messenger RNA from Ruditapes philippinarum (Manila clam), 1916 nucleotides. Its product is annotated as zinc finger protein 99-like. NCBI's taxonomy places the organism in Eukaryota, Metazoa, Mollusca, Bivalvia, Venerida, Veneridae. Gene Ontology annotation, biological process: regulation of transcription by RNA polymerase II. Gene Ontology annotation, cellular component: nucleus. Gene Ontology annotation, molecular function: DNA-binding transcription activator activity, RNA polymerase II-specific; RNA polymerase II cis-regulatory region sequence-specific DNA binding. The record is from RefSeq and is a predicted model, not a curated record. Bases 17 to 1882 code for a protein of 621 amino acids. The transcript has 6 exons.